Messenger RNA from Corylus avellana, 1465 nucleotides. Its product is annotated as ubiquitin receptor RAD23b. Gene Ontology annotation, molecular function: proteasome binding; polyubiquitin modification-dependent protein binding; ubiquitin binding. Gene Ontology annotation, biological process: proteasome-mediated ubiquitin-dependent protein catabolic process; nucleotide-excision repair. The record is from RefSeq and is a predicted model, not a curated record. Gene Ontology annotation, cellular component: nucleoplasm; cytosol. NCBI's taxonomy places the organism in Eukaryota, Viridiplantae, Streptophyta, Magnoliopsida, Fagales, Betulaceae.
UGCCUCAUUUCCUGGAACACGAGCUCACUCUGGCUCUCUCUCUCUCUCGCUCUCUUUUGCUCGUUCGCUUCCCCAGAGCGGUCUCUAGGGUUUCCUCCCUUGAAACGCCGUCGUUUCGAGUCGAUUCGUGCUGCCAAGUGACCGACAUGAAGCUCACCGUGAAGACUCUGAAAGGCAGCCAUUUCGAAGUCAAGGUUCAGCCCUCGGACACCAUUAUGGCUGUCAAGAAGAAUAUUGAAGAUAUACAAGGAAAAGACAACUACCCAUGUGGACAGCAGUUGUUGAUUCACAAUGGGAAGGUCUUGAAAGACGAAACCACUCUGGCAGAGAACAAGGUGACUGAGGAUGGUUUUCUUGUUGUAAUGCUUAGUAAGAGUAAAACUUUGGGCUCGGCUGGGGCAUCAUCCACACAGCCUGCUUCUUCAAAUCCACCUACAACUGCACCUACCUCAAACCCUACUCCUGCACCUGAAGCUCCUGUCCAAGCACCGACCUCGAAAGGUGCCUCAUCUGCUUCAGACAUGGAAACAGCUCGUGCUCCUAGUGAUACCUAUGGACAAGCUGCUUCAAAUUUAGUUGCUGGUAAUAGUCUUGAGCAGACUAUUCAACAAAUAAUGGAUAUGGGUGGGGGUAACUGGGACAGAGAAACAGUUACCCGUGCACUUCGAGCAGCUUAUAACAACCCAGAACGAGCAGUCGACUACUUAUAUUCUGGUAUUCCAGAAGCUGCAGAAGUCGCAGUACCAGUGCCUCGUUUCCCUGCAAGUCAGGCAACUGAAACAGGUGCAGCCACUGCACCUGUCUCUGGAGCGCCUAACUCGUCACCCUUGAAUAUGUUUCCUCAGGAGACACUUGGUGGCGGUAGUGGAGGUGGUGGAGGACUUGGAUCUCUUGAAUUUCUUAGAAACAAUCCACAGUUUCAAGCACUGCGUACAAUGGUGCAAGCAAAUCCACAGAUAUUACAGCCAAUGCUUCAGGAGCUUGGAAAGCAAAAUCCCCAGCUUUUAAGACUAAUUCAGGAGCACCACGCGGAGUUUCUUCAGUUGAUAAAUGAACCUCUUGAGGGUUCUGAAGGGGAUGCAUUUGAUCAGCCUGAGCAAGACAUGCCUCAUGCCAUCAAUGUCACCCCAGCUGAACAGGAGGCUAUUGAACGACUAGAGGCAAUGGGAUUUGAUAGAGCUCUAGUCAUUGAGGCCUUUUUGGCGUGUGAUCGCAAUGAAGAAUUGGCAGCCAACUACUUAUUGGAGAAUGCUGGAGAUUUUGACGAUUAAAUGGUGAACCUCCAUUGGGUUCGUAAUUUUGAUUUCUUGGAUUCAUUUGUGUCAUUUUCUUUACUUGGGUAGUGUUUGGAUUAAAUUAUGUACUUUAAUAAUGAAUUAAGAAAAUUAAUUUUGUGAAUUGAGCUAUUUGAGUAGAGUGUGGCAAAACUGGCAUCUAAUAUAGGCUUUACAAAUAUUUUUUCCCA